This is a messenger RNA of Penicillium macrosclerotiorum, 201 nucleotides long. RefSeq lists its product as uncharacterized. The coding region runs from base 1 to 201 and encodes 66 amino acids. The record is from RefSeq and is a predicted model, not a curated record. The transcript is spliced from 2 exons. NCBI's taxonomy places the organism in Eukaryota, Fungi, Ascomycota, Eurotiomycetes, Eurotiales, Aspergillaceae.
AUGGUGGUCCACCAGGUAAUCGACCAGAAACAGGAAGUACACAGCAUCCUGAAGUCACGGCUUCAGAUACGGCACAUGAUGGCAGAUAAACUGUUUCAGAUUUCGCAGAAAGGAGAUAUGACUACUUCUAUGGACAUGUAUAUGCCAGUUAUGGACGGAUUCCAAGAGACACGUGCCAUUUGCGUCAUUGGACAAACUUGA